Messenger RNA from Amaranthus tricolor (Joseph's coat), 621 nucleotides. RefSeq lists its product as uncharacterized. Bases 1 to 621 code for a protein of 206 amino acids. The transcript has 3 exons. Gene Ontology annotation, molecular function: zinc ion binding. The record is from RefSeq and is a predicted model, not a curated record. NCBI's taxonomy places the organism in Eukaryota, Viridiplantae, Streptophyta, Magnoliopsida, Caryophyllales, Amaranthaceae.
AUGACUUUGGUGGCUGCACCAAUAAAUUUGGGACGUAGGUUGGUAGUCGCGUGGGCUGGUGCAUUUGGACGCGAGAAUGCAAAUGCAUGGCUAAUUAGAGGAAAUAAGUACACUUCACACGCCACAAGAAUUAUCACCCCUAACACUGAGAAGGUAAACUUCCAUGAGAUCGUCGCAUUUGACUGCAGACGAGGCCUUUUUCAAGUUAAGACUGGACGUGGUAAUAGAGGAUCCCCAAAGGGUGGUAAAAUACAAAGUGUGGAUUUGAGAGAAAUGAAAUGGACUUGUAACAAACCCUUCAUAUAUCACUUACCUUGUUCUCAUGUUCUUGCCGUUUGUAUUAAAAGACACUUAUCGUAUGAGCGUUUUGUGGACUCUUGCUACACUAUCCAGAGCUAUGUAAAUACAUAUGAAUCCAUAUUCAUGCCGUUGAUUGAUAAGAGGUCAUGGCCUCAAUACAUCGGCGUUGAGGUGAUACAAGAUCCAGAUCACAUUCGUGGAAUAGUAAGACCUAAGUCAAGGAGGAUCACCAACGAGAUGGACAAAGGAUCAAGGAGACGCAACGCUUGUCGACGGUGUGGUUGUGAAGGUCACAACACUAGAACUUGCACGUUAAGGUAA